GACACUAUCGAUCAAACGCUAUCUAGUUUCAUAUUAAAUAUGUUAUAAUUUCUCUAAUUUUUUUCUGGUUCUCCAAAGCGUCGUUACAGAGUUUUUAUGAUGAAUAUACCAGCAGGGUCCUCGGUUUACGAAGUUCCAUUGCUACGCAGUCGACGUAACACGAAUAUCUCUAAUUGCGCUGUCUUUCGGAGGGGCCAUCGGCCUCAUGUUCCUCAUGCUGGGAUGUGCCCUCCCCGUCUAUGACAAAUACUGGCCACUCUUCCUCCUCUUCUUCUACAUCCUCUCGCCCCUCCCAUACUGCAUCUCGCGGCGGGUCGUAGACGACACCGACUCGGCCAGCAACGCCUGCAAGGAGUUGGCUAUAUUCCUCACGACCGGCAUCGUCAUCUCAGCUUUUGGCCUGCCCAUCGUCUUUGCGCGAGCUGAAGUCAUCGCUUGGGGGGCGUGCGCGCUCGUCUCGACGGGCAAUAUCGUCAUCUUUGCAACCAUCAUGGGCUUCUUCCUCGUCUUCGGAUCCAAUGAUGACUUCAGCUGGCAGCAGUGGUAAACCGACAUAACGAAGGAGGGUCUGAACCGUUUUUAUUAUAGUUAAUGUUAUUAUCAUCUUUAUUAUAUUAUUAUCAUCAUUGUUAUUAUUAUUAUUAUUAGAAUCAUGAUUGAUGGUCUUCUUAUUUGAUCUUUGUUGUUAUUAUUAUUUAUAGUAGAGUCUCUCUGAAGCCGUGCAAUAGCUUUUGUUUUUCUCUGGCCUGCUUAACAGAAAACUGACAUAAAGUGGGUUUAUUUGUUCCGCUUAUUUUGGGGAAUUUCUGUCCAUUAUCUUCCAUUACUAAUGUCGUGAUAUUUGAUUGUUUGGAGCCAAACUGACAUGGAGAACAGCUUGCAAUUCUUUGAAAACUAUAAAAACAUCAACUGAAAGUCUCAGAAGGCCUCCAUGUCAAAUCAAUUUUGUUAUUUUGAGUGCAUUUAAUCCAGUCCACAAAGUGGCGCUCAGUAAUAUCCUUCUUUGCUGGUUUGCCAACUGCUAACCUACGUUCAACAGUCUACAUACCGAGAGGCAGGGGUGGGAAUCACAGAAUGUCUUGCAAAAUGAUAUUGUAAUAUUAUGCCUACAACAACUUACACAAUAAUCAAUAUACACUAUUGGUUGCAUCAACUUUUAUCUUAACUUGAACUCGUGUGGUAUUAUUAGUUCUUAAGACUCCUGAGACUCCCUGCAUGGAAAUAUUCAUUCCGCAUCGAGAAUGUAGAUGACUGGCGCUAAUUGUACCGUUUUGCACUUGAUGUGUUGGCAGAUACCCCAGAGAACAUAACGGGCUGCAUAACAGGCAAUUACUUGUAUGGAGACGGAACGAUAAGAUAUUGAUAUUUUGUCCCAUCCCUGCCUGGACUUGUUGUGUUGGCAGAUACCCCAGAGAACAUAACAGGCGGUUGAUUACUUGUAUGGAUACAGAACGAUAAGAUACUGAUAUUUUGUCCCAUCCCUGCUUUUAUAGGCUUUUAAUUGAAAAUGUGGUGCCAUAUCACGUGAGGUUGUUUUGUUGCUCAUGAUGAAAAGACAAUAAAAAAUCUUUUUCAGUCAUCUCACUGACAUCCAUCCAA
Syngnathus typhle (broad-nosed pipefish) is the source of this 1599-nucleotide messenger RNA. RefSeq names its product leptin receptor overlapping transcript like 1 (gene leprotl1). Lineage: Eukaryota; Metazoa; Chordata; Actinopteri; Syngnathiformes; Syngnathidae. Gene Ontology annotation, biological process: late endosome to vacuole transport via multivesicular body sorting pathway; negative regulation of growth hormone receptor signaling pathway. The transcript is spliced from 4 exons. Bases 206 to 547 code for a protein of 113 amino acids. The record is from RefSeq and is a predicted model, not a curated record. Gene Ontology annotation, cellular component: endosome.